CUACAUUAAUAACUAUACACGCCAACUGUUCAUUCCUGUGCGACAGCUUUCGUGUGUUUGAACAUAUAUUGAAAGUUAUAUUUUAACUGGUUAAAAGCAGUCGAUCAAGUUAACUUUGAGUUUGUGUUCAUACAAUGAAAAGACGUGUGUAUAUAAAAUUUCUAUUUGUAUUAACAAAGGGAAUAUUCUGGAUUACUUUCGCAUACGGUUUAUUUCUAUUGUCGACCAUUUCUUCCUCAGAAGAGGGACAGAGACUUGCAGACGACACAGAGGAGGAGAUAAAACGAUCAGGAAUAAAAAUAUACUACGACACCGCCGGAAGUUCUGAUAACGCAACCGGAAGUGCUAAUUCAACAUGUAACCGUAUUUCGUUCCCGAUCUCAGUAGCUGCAAAAGAAAGAUGGCAGCCUAUUGAUAAAUCACGGAGUAUGUACUGUUUUUCGGCGUAUUAUGUGAAAGACAGAAGUACUGUAUUUAUUAUAGGCGUCAGGCCAAGAAAUCAGGUUAACGUAGAUUGUCAGUUCUGGAAACGAACGCACGAGGGACUUGCAGAACUAAUGUACGAAACCGAGGCUGAUGCACGAGCGCUGUUGGAUGAUUUAGGAUACAGAUAUGCGCCGACCAUUUUCGAAUGUUAUGUUAACAUGGACACUACCGUUCAUUUUGUUUCACUAACCACCAGACAUUGUGAAACGCAAACAAAUAUCUUAGAAAUCCAAAAUGCGACCAGAGGCGUCCUCUACAAACGAAAAUUAACAGUGUGUUUACCACCCUUAGUAUUUCAAUAUGACAAAACUGCAGACUUCGUCAGAUGGAUAGAAAUCAACCGUCUGCUCGGAGUGGAUCACUUUGUCGUGUAUAAUUUUUCAUCCGGUCCAAAUAUAGACCAAGUUCUUAAAUAUUAUUCAAAACGAGGCUUAGCGGAAGUGGUACAAUGGCGUCCGCCAAUGGCCGAUGACAAUUUUCCCAGUGAAAUUAAACCUGUUGAGCUUGGCAACUUCGGCCAAACAGUGGCCCUAAACGACUGCAUGUAUAGAAGUAAAAGUAAAUCGCACUUUAUCACAGACAUUGGUUUUAAUGAAUUUAUUCUACCACUGUCUAAAAAUGAAACUAUUUACGAAAUGGUAACCAACUUGAAAAGAAAUUUUGCGGUAUAUCACGUGACAAGAACAGUAUCGCAACAGACAAAUUUUUCGUCAGAAAAAGACAAGCCCAAAGCAGUGAAAGGGAAUUCAAGUCCCGGAACAGUAAAAUUAAAACAAAGACAGCGAAAUGUAAGAACGGAGUUGAGUUCAGGUGACGAGAUGUCAAAACUCAUCAUCCGUACAGCGGAAGUGGAUUUUGUAUCACUUCACAAUGUACCCGGUGUAGAUACAUAUCCCAUACCGUCUAGAAAGGCCGUCUUUCAUAAAAACACUGGCUUUGGUGGAAACCAUUUAUUAGAUCGGGAUAGAGAGGAAGUUAUACCGUUUCCGGUGAUCAUGAAUGCAAACAGAAGUGUACAAAAUGUUUGGAAAAGUUUACAAAAUGUUGUAAUUAAAUGAAAAAUAAUAUUUUUUUUAUUAUAUGCAUUUCUGAUUAUACACGCAUGAUUAGUCUGGAUAUUUUUGCUUAUUCAUAGCAUACACGCUAUUUCUUACUCGAUCGUGUUCUUGAUAGUAUCAAAGUAGUGUCGAUUUGCCGAACAGAAGCACAUAAAAAUUGACAGACUGGAACCUCGGCUAACCGUAUGAUAACAAAUCAUAAAUGCAAACAUUGGAGAAGUUUAAAAUGCUUGCAAACACAUAAUGAAAGUGAAAUGAAAGCUUUGUUUGAGUGAACAUUUCAGUUCGAUUAUUUAGUUUGAAAAGUCUGAAAUAUGUUAACGUAGAAAAUGUGUCAUUUCUCAGUAACAAAGAUGUAUGGCCGGUAAUACAUUAUUUAUUAUAUAAGAUAUUUGACAGGUUAUUUGGCGCUAUAUAAACGUUUGUUUGCAUAUAUAUAUAACCAAAGGUGCUAGGCGGCGCUUGUAUUGCAAAUAACCGUUUAUAUACGGUCAUAUAACCUGUCAGGAAGCUUUAUACCGAAAUUAUGAUACAACAAAAAAUGGUCGUCAGACCAAACAAAUAAUGGUAGCGAAAUUUCAGACCCUGAUGCUUUUAAUUGCAAAUGCCGAAAGUAGUCCGCUUUUUUGAAGACACUUUGAGUACAA
This is a messenger RNA of Ruditapes philippinarum (Manila clam), 2191 nucleotides long. RefSeq lists its product as uncharacterized. The transcript has 2 exons. NCBI's taxonomy places the organism in Eukaryota, Metazoa, Mollusca, Bivalvia, Venerida, Veneridae. The coding region runs from base 135 to 1544 and encodes 469 amino acids. The record is from RefSeq and is a predicted model, not a curated record.